This is a messenger RNA of Amphibalanus amphitrite, 391 nucleotides long. RefSeq names its product peptidylglycine alpha-hydroxylating monooxygenase-like. Lineage: Eukaryota; Metazoa; Arthropoda; Thecostraca; Balanomorpha; Balanidae. Bases 12 to 236 code for a protein of 74 amino acids. The record is from RefSeq and is a predicted model, not a curated record. The transcript has a single exon.
CCGAAGACGAGAUGUGCAACUUCUACAUGAUGUACUGGACGGACGGCGCGCCGCUGUCCCGUAGCAGCUGCUUCAGCUGGGGCCCGCCGUUCUCCUACUGGCACCGGCUGCCGCUCGGUCUGUCCCGCCUCUUCAGCUACCCCUGGCUGACGCAGAUACCGGAUGAAGAGCGAGCCUCGGCCAUCAGCAGAGAGGAGCUGAAAAAGUACUUCACCGGCCGCAUGAUCGGCGCCUAGACCAGUGGCUAGGCGGGCAGUGGUCGGUGGUCAAGUUCUUGUAACACUCACUUUCGUUGGUGUUGGCGAGUUGAGGGCGUUGGUAGGCGCCUUACGCUGAAAUCUUCAGCAUAAUAGUUGCAUAUAAAUGGCUAUGUCAUGGCAGCUAAUGUCAC